Acytostelium subglobosum LB1 is the source of this 231-nucleotide messenger RNA. RefSeq lists its product as hypothetical. The record is from RefSeq and is a predicted model, not a curated record. Lineage: Eukaryota; Evosea; Eumycetozoa; Acytosteliales; Acytosteliaceae. The transcript is spliced from 3 exons. The coding region runs from base 1 to 231 and encodes 76 amino acids.
AUGGACAAGCUGUUUAAUGUUGGACGAUUGGUUGAUUUCCAGUGGAAGCUAGGUGUGUCAGUAUCAUCAAACAAGUGCGAGCAACUGAACACUCCAUUCAUUUCAGUCUUUGUCAAGGUAUUGGACACCAACAAUCAAUUGGCAUCACAUUCAUUCGAGUUGUCUGUACCAGAGUUCCAAGACUUUGCACAGCAGUUCAAGGACAUGUCAACUCUGAUGGACUCAUUGUAA